AUGAAUCGAAUAGCUUAUAACUUUUUGAGACGAAUCUUAUCAUGUCGCGCUAACUUUUUUAAAAGCAGCUCAUUCGGACUCAAUAUUAAGUAUACAAGGCAACGUCCUCAAUCUGCAAAGGUACAUCCCCAAGCUAUUGGAAGUACACAAUCAAUCACUCUGGAAAACAAUGCUGCGGUCAGCUUUUAA
Messenger RNA from Schizosaccharomyces osmophilus, 189 nucleotides. RefSeq lists its product as uncharacterized. Lineage: Eukaryota; Fungi; Ascomycota; Schizosaccharomycetes; Schizosaccharomycetales; Schizosaccharomycetaceae. The record is from RefSeq and is a predicted model, not a curated record. The transcript has 3 exons. The coding region runs from base 1 to 189 and encodes 62 amino acids.